AUGUCUGUAUCAACGAGAAGCCACAACCUAUCUGCUAUAAACACGGAGUAUAGGGAACCAUCUGUUAUUAGCAUUGAAAGCGAAAGUGACGGUGAGAAUCUGGGUACUAAUCAAGAUUCCCCUUUUGAAUUGGAUUCAGAGUAUACGGUCCCCCAAGGACGUGGCCUAGGUUCAGUAGCCGACUAUUUGAGCCAAGGCAAUCAACGGACACGAGACGAUGAGACCGCUGAAGGCGGAGACGAUGAAGAUGGAGAUGAUGACGACGACGAAAACUACGAAGACGAAGAUGAUGGCAUGGUUGAUGGAGACUAUAUAAUCGAAGAUGGUGAGAAUGAAGCUGCAGCAGCAUCAAAGGAAGAAGUGAAUGAAUGGGCACGAGUCCAGCUGGAGAAAAUAGACCAAGACAUCGAGGCAGCGUCGAAUAAAAUCAAAGACCUCGAUGGCAAAAAGGAAAACACCGAAAUACGCGCUAUUAAUUGUAGAACGAGAUUCAGACUCGAAUUUGCAGCGAAAAAGAAGGGAGCACAUCAACUCGAAAAGAUCCACAAACAGCAGACGAUUGCUGAGAAGUCAUUCGAGAAAGCGAGCAAUGAGCUGCAAAAGGCGCAAGACCGGCUGGCGGAACUUGAAGCUCAACGGGAUGAUAUUGAAUUCAAUACAGUAGCGAAAUAUAACGAGGCGCUUCAGAAAUAUCGCCCUAAGAAACCACGAACAACGCAGAACCGUCAUUUUCCUCCUGAGCACAAUCUUGAGUCGGCUGAUGAUUCACUUGGCGAACGCUUGAAGGAACAGGAAAGAAAAGUUAUAGAAAAAGCGAGAAAGGCAAGAGAGGCGAGAGAAGCAAAAAAUAGGAAGAAGACAAAAGAGAUGAAUGAUACGAACGAGGGGGACGAGGAUGACAAGAAAAGUCAUGCUUGUAACCGUUGCAAGCUAGCAAAACAGAGAUGCACUUAUACGCCGGGCAACCCGUCAUGCGAUAAAUGUGCCAUUUCAGGCGAACGCUGUCGGUAUAUAGAUUAUUUUACCGGCCAACAGAUCCGGCCAAAUUAUCUUCAGGAUAAGUUAUCCGCACUCGCUGCUGUCAAAGCUGAACUUGCCAAUUUUCAAGAAAAGUCUGCAGUCUCAGUAGGUGCAGAUAACCCGUUGUCUGGCAUUACAGGUUAUGGACCACCGACACAAAAAUUGGCACGCCAGAACUGGGCCCUCCUGGUCCGUGGACACCCUCCUAGGCUACCUUUUCCUACACCUAGUCAAGGUGAUCAUUCGAGCUCGGUUUCGGUGAAGCGGAAGUCACCAACCGACUCGAUAGAAGGUGAGUCCUUGCAGCCAGUGAAACGUCAGCGACAGACGGAGUCACAGUCCAAUCCGCCGCCAAAAAAAUAUUCAUUCCAGAAUGCAACCGCCGAGUCGUUUGCCGGGCCUUCAAAACAUAGCAGGAAGUCAGGACAGACAUCUUCAACUAGGACAAACAGGGAAACCACUAGACACCAUCAACUACAAUCAGAAGAACAAAGCCAGCAGCGUGACCCUCCCUCAUACGAGUUUACUUUUGAAUAUCCUGUUCCUUCUGAAGACCUUUCCACUCAUUCAACGCAUCUACCCACUGCGGAUCGACCCGUAAUCAACGCUGGUGGUGUUAGCAACACGAAACUAUGGUGGGCGAAGAUGAUCUCGGACCGGGGUGGAAAGUUGCAUGUGGAUGUACUUUACAUGCCUGGCUCGCCUAGAUGGUCUGAUUAUAUGAACGAGAAGCAACAACUCUGGUUCAAUGCUUUGUAUUCUGCUGGGAUUCAAAUUCCGUUGGUGGAAGGGAAGAGCAUCGAGGAUGACGGAGAUAUAGAGCCCGUAUGGCCGAGUUGGACUAGGGUGCCGGAGGCGUUGAAUGAGAAUCAGAGCAGUUACUUGACAGAGGCUGUCCAGGGGGGCGUUGAGAUCCGUGAAUUCCAUGGUCAGGAUGGCGUAGCGCAAGGGACAGUGGACUGGGAGUUUGCUGAUGCUCAAGAUCAGUCUCAAGGCCAGUCUCCAGCUGAAUAG
Talaromyces marneffei is the source of this 2034-nucleotide messenger RNA. RefSeq lists its product as uncharacterized. Gene Ontology annotation, molecular function: DNA-binding transcription factor activity, RNA polymerase II-specific; zinc ion binding. NCBI's taxonomy places the organism in Eukaryota, Fungi, Ascomycota, Eurotiomycetes, Eurotiales, Trichocomaceae. The record is from RefSeq and is a predicted model, not a curated record. Bases 1 to 2034 code for a protein of 677 amino acids. Gene Ontology annotation, biological process: regulation of DNA-templated transcription. The transcript has 6 exons.